Molecule: messenger RNA, 2508 nt
Organism: Sceloporus undulatus (fence lizard)
Lineage: Eukaryota; Metazoa; Chordata; Lepidosauria; Squamata; Phrynosomatidae
Product: retinol dehydrogenase 7-like
Exons: 5
Coding region: 192-1139 (315 amino acids)
Source: RefSeq, a predicted model, not a curated record
CUCGCUUCUAUUCGUGAUUGUGACUUCUCCAAGUGAACUUGGCUACAAGGUUCAGAAGCUGCCUUUCUGCACACAAACUGCAACAAGAGGAACAGAACUGGUCAGAAAAGGAGAGGAUUUUCUGCUUUCUCAACCAUCACCAGGAGCAGAUAGGCUUUCAUUCAACCAACCACAGAGUCCUGUCUGCAACCAUGUGGUUCUACCUGGCUGUCCUGUUGGGGCUUUACUUCCUCCGCCGAUGGUACCGGGAGAGACAGACUGUGGAGAACCUCAGGGAGAAAUACGUCUUUAUCACUGGUUGUGACUCUGGCUUUGGGAACAAGCUUGCCAGGCAGUUGGAUGCCCUGGGCCUGCGGGUGUUGGCAGCCUGUUUCACCCAAGAAGGGGCAGAAGAGUUGGAGAGGCUGUCAUCUGAUCGACUGAAAACCACCAUCUUAGAUGUCAGCAGCAAAGAGAGUGUUGUGGCAGCAACUGAGUGGGUGAAAGGAAUUGUGAGGAGCAAAGGGCUCUGGGGCUUGGUCAACAAUGCAGGUAUAGGUUCUCCUAUAGCACCCACUGAGUGGCUGACCAAGGACGACUUUGCCAAUGUGAUAAAUGUCAACAUGCUUGGGCUGGUUGACGUGACGUUGCACAUGCUGCCCCUGGUGAGAGCAGCCAGAGGGAGAGUCGUCAACGUGGCCAGCAUGGCAGGAAGACUUGCAUUCUUCGGAGGAGGUUAUUGUCCUUCCAAGUUUGCUGUGGAAGCCUUCUCUGACAGCCUGAGGCGAGAGCUCCUUCCUUUUGGAGUCCAAGUCAGCAUUAUUGAACCUGGCGCUUUUGCUAAUCCCAUUGCCAAAAAAGCAGAAGAAAGCUUAAAAACUACAUGGAACCGGGUACCUUCUGACAUCAAAGAGACCUAUGGGCAGAAGUACUUUGAAUACUACUGUAAAAUGCUUGAAGGUCUCACUAAAGUAGCCAGCAAGGACCUGUACCUGGUCACUGACUGCAUGGAACACGCGCUGACAUCCCGCUACCCUCGAAGUCGCUAUGCUGCAGGGUGGGAUGCAAAGCUCUUCUACAUUCCUCUGUCUUACAUGCCAACCUUAGUGAUAGACUGUGUCCUGGCCGGCUCUGCCCCAAAGCCAGCACAGGCAAUGUAGAUCCUGUGCCAGAAAGGACAUAGUAAACAUCCAAACCAACCAACAUGCUGUAUGUAUGGAACUCAACUCCAACUGCAUCCUCCAAUGUCCUUAUAAGAUGGAGCUUCAGUCACGAGUAUCUGUUAGGAAACUGGGUUAUUUUUAAUUGAUUCAGUACUAUUGGUCCACAAAUUUAAGUUGCUGUUCUAAACCUCUUUAUCAAAGCAAGCCCUACUAAAUGCUGUGUAGGUCACAGGUUGCUUUUUGGCCCAAACCUAAUCCCCCAGCCAACUUUUUUGAUGGCUAGGCUGGCUGGGGGACUUCUAGAAGCUACAAUCAUAAGGAGUGUAUAGCAUUUCAUUUACAGAAAGUGCACAAGAGGGCCCUGGAAUCGUAAGGUGUUUGGUGCUGGAUGGGAAGAACAAUUGGAAGAAGAGCUCCUUUCUUUCCUUCCAGAAAUGACAGUCUAAAAAUGCAUUUGAUACACAAUAAGAUGGGAGAAAUAUAAAAUAAACUUUGGACCAAUGCAGAAACAGAUAUUUUAAAGUGACCCAUCUGGGUUCCUUCAGUGUUAGCAAUUGUUAUUGUCCCAGUAUUAGAGUCCUCUAAGGUCACAAAUUCUGUCAGGCCAUCAUCCAGCCACAAUUAUAUAUAUUUCAAUGAGCCAUACACCAAGAACCUUUUGCUGAUGUGGUGGAAAUCAUUGUAAGACCUUUAUCACAAAGAGGUUAAAGUGACAUGCAUGAAUUUUCUAUUAUAUCUGUCCCUUAGCAUAUUUCUCAAAAACCUUAGAACCCGAGCAGACAGACCAAAUGAAGCAGCUUAGGGCCACUUUGGAGGUAUACUGUUUAAACAAUGUAUGCCUCCUAAGAGGCUGGAAGCCACGCCAAAGCCACACUCUGGUCCUAAGGACUGGAAAACAGCUUCAGUGUGCGUUCCAGCCUCUUAGGACAUAGGCCCUGAGUUGGCUUUCUUCAUGACUUUGGCAGCUGAGCUUGUUUCUUCUUAAUGUGGCCUUGGCAUGAAAGGAGUAGACAUUUGCCAAGGUGCAUGGUAAAUGAUGAGUAGAAAUUGUCAUUCUGUUAUCUAUUGUUUAGCUCAAUAAACAAAACACAGGUAUAAUGAAGUGCACUUGAGGUGAUUUAUGGGAAUGGGACAGUAGCAUAUAGUCCAGAAGGAUUGCUCAAAUGGAGCUCAAUGCAGACCAGGAUGGCUACCAUGGGUGCUGCUCCAUUGUUGUCUUCUAGGGAUCACAAGGGGAGAAUGGAGGCAGUCAAUCUGCUUAUUAGGAUUUAUAACUUUCACACUUGUGACGUCUUUAUUAGCUUGCUGUGUCAAUGAAUGUUCAAAAAAAAUAAAGCUUUUCCACAAUGGUUGUUAUUGCUCAAAA